CCGUCAGAUGCGGCAGGUCAGAGAACUGUCGACAACUACCCCCUGGUGUCGCUAUCUGGAAGAUUCCUUUCAGCCGUUCCUAACCGAGCAAUAUGCGUGCAUCUGGGCGACUAUUGGACUCCCACCACCCCGGGCGGCCACUCACUGUUGGGGCUUGUUUUCUGCAGUGUCUCGCGCAGUCGCCAAGCUGAGCGAUGCGGACAGCAUAAAGGAUGUGUGGAAAUCGGUCGGGGAAGACGCAGAGGCAGCAGAAGGGGGCUUGAUCAUGCGAGCAGACGCCCCGAAAGAAUGCCUGAUUGCCGUCUUUGCCGUGCUUUGCUGGGGCACCAUGAUCGUUCAGCCUAAGCUCACAUGGACUGAUACUACAGCGGCUCCCCGCCUUACAGUUCAUCAGCUGCCCGCUGACCACCAAGGCUUGAAGAUGGAUUUGUUUGGCCGGCCCAUUUCAGCGCUUUUCCAGAACUUUCAGACAGCUCUCGCUCGCCAACAACUUACAAGCACACCCGGAACGGGCGAAUCUACCGUCCUGUUGGUGUCUACCAUCAACUACCACUCUCUGCGAACUAUUGGCAAAGUGAGUCUCAAAUGGGUUGAUAACCUGAGCUGCCACUUGAGCUUUGAUGCGAGGACUCGAACCCUCUCCGUCUUUCAAUUUCCCAGCUUUUGCGCUCUCGCAGCAAUGGCAAAUAACCGGGGCGCCUUGUUUGAAACGCUGAUGCAGAUCUUGUUCUCGACCGAUGACGAAAUUGUAAAAGGGUUUGGAUGCAGCCGUCAACUCAGUCAGGAAGUUCUCAUGUCUUACCGCCUGCUGUUCGGCCAGUGCCGUGCCGCUCGUAGGCUGGGGGAGACCUUGUUGCAACAGAUGGAAGCCAAACAUGGCUACGACCAGUUGCUUGCCUGCCUGUGCACCAAACCACGCGGAGACGUGGCUAAGAAGCUGCCCGGGUCUUUCUGGCCGCUGUCAUGCCGCGAUUUCAAUGACGUCCUACAGGAAGUUGAUUCGUAUAGUUCGCGAGAUGACUUUCCCAUGCUAGGCUCUCGCCUCGCUGUCAUUCAAGAGUUUAAUCUGAGGCAGCAACCUAGCAAGUUGCGGGACUUGUGGAGGGAUCGCAGAAAUCCGCUGCAGUGGUACACGUUUUGGGCAGUGCUGGUAGUCGGUGGCCUGUCGAUUUUCCUCUCAAGCCUGCAGCUGGUCGUGGCAAUUAUCACGAUGGUAUGAAGCUAACCCUGCUUAGCUUCAUGCCUGUGGUACGACCUUUCGUAUCUGCAGGGUACAAUAUUGUCGAAAGCCAAAAGUUGACGGAUGUGGGUGCCGGCAAUUCCCGGCCUUGGUCUUGAAGAGCGUGAAAUAAAACACCCCCCACAUUCUUCCCAGUUGUAUUGAAU
This is a messenger RNA of Ilyonectria robusta, 1386 nucleotides long. RefSeq lists its product as uncharacterized. The coding region runs from base 8 to 1219 and encodes 403 amino acids. Lineage: Eukaryota; Fungi; Ascomycota; Sordariomycetes; Hypocreales; Nectriaceae. The transcript is spliced from 2 exons. The record is from RefSeq and is a predicted model, not a curated record.